Durio zibethinus is the source of this 834-nucleotide messenger RNA. The record is from RefSeq and is a predicted model, not a curated record. Lineage: Eukaryota; Viridiplantae; Streptophyta; Magnoliopsida; Malvales; Malvaceae.
AUGAGAAGGAGAAACAAAGAACUUGAGUUAGAAAAAAGGGAAUUGUUAGUUACGUUAUAUGCUUCUUAUGCCAAAAUAUUUGCCCUUUCUGACAUGAGCGCUCAAGGCUCAAAAUACCAGAACAUAUUAUUGCUUGAAUCUGAAAGGUUUGUUUCUUUGCUGGCACUGUUGCAGAGAAAAACUAUUGCGAAGAUUAGUGAACUGAGACAUGCCAACGGGACCUCUCAAAAGUUGAAAGACUGCAGAAGAGCAGAUUUGACAUGGGCUGAAAUCCAAGAACAUCAAACAUCAUCAAGAAAGAUCUUGCAAACGGAACUUCAGAAGGCUUCAGACCAGAAACCUCAAAAAAUAACUACACAAUACCCUGAUACGAGCAGCAGUUCUUCUUACACCUCAUCAAUUGAUAGUGAAGAGCUAGAUAGUAGCACCAUUGAAAGCUCUUCAAGAAGACAGAGAAGCAUUAGCAAGAAUUCUGGCACAGGAAGUCCUUUGGAAAGAACUGGCAUCAUAUUCAGGUUUUCUACUUCAAUGACAUCAAUGCUAAGCACUAAACUAGAUGGUAUAUCUAGCGAGAAAAAUGUGCCGGUGCUGAAGGAUUUUACUGAAGAAACUACGAAGAAGCCAAAUCUUACAAAAGGAGAGUUUCUUUCAAUGAUGCAAUCAAGAGUGAAGGCAGGCCUGCAGUCUCAAUCUGCAUUGGCUGGAGAGAAACAUGAAUUUCCAUCAUCUGAGGUCUCUCUAGCAAAGCCAGACCAAUCAAGUGAUUCAAAUAGGAGAUCUAUUGACGAGGAUGAUCGUGAUGCCCAAGAGGUUAGAAGGACAUACAAAUCUUGA